Messenger RNA from Musa acuminata subsp. malaccensis (wild Malaysian banana), 898 nucleotides. Its product is annotated as protein CURLY FLAG LEAF 1. The record is from RefSeq and is a predicted model, not a curated record. NCBI's taxonomy places the organism in Eukaryota, Viridiplantae, Streptophyta, Magnoliopsida, Zingiberales, Musaceae. Gene Ontology annotation, molecular function: protein binding.
CACAGACAUCAUUAGCCACAAUCGAUGCCUUUUGUCAUCAUCUUCUGAUAUUACAUAUAAUAUAUAAAUGUGUAUUUGAUAGAGAAAGUUUUGGAGGAUAUAUUGGGAAGAAGAUCGCAUUAAAACCGGCAUUGCGGAUUACUGCUUGCGUGGAUACUUCCUUCCUUCCUUCCCAAAACAUCCCCAAAUGGCUUUUCCUUGAUGCUUCCUCGCCUUCCCAGCUCUCGCGCACCUCCGUUCGGACCGUGCUUCGGGCGAUGACGGCGCCCAACAUCGAGAUGAUCGCUGCUUUGCUCAGGAGCUGCAAUCUGGGGAGAGGCGGAGACAGGGUGUCUCCGCCGUCGGCUGCGGCGCGUUGGGUCGAGGCGAGCGACGAGAGCGCGGGAGAGGUCACGGUGGAGCUCAACUCGGAGACGGCGCUCCCUUACCACUGGGAGCAGUGUCUUGACAUGCGGACAGGGGAAGUCUACUACAUCAACCGGGAGACGGGAACCAGGACGAGCAAGGACCCGAGAACCGCCGUCGCUGCCGCCACCUAUUCAUCGAGCUACCACUCCGAGGAAGACGUCUCAUCUGAUGAUGACAGCUGCUCCGGAGUCGGCGGCAGCGACGACCACGAGGACAGCGUCGACACCGCCAACUCCUGCCUCACCUCCCUCUCGUCCACCUCUACAUCGGAUACUAGCGCGGAGCCCAGCGGUGGCCAUAUCCUCGUUUCCGCCGGAUGCAGGUCCUGCUUCAUGUACUUCAUGGUUCCCAAGAGCAUCGACGCCUGCCCCAAGUGCGGCGGCCGCCUCCUUAAGCUCGGCCGCGACGGCUGCGUCUGAACUCCCAUGUAUUUUGGAUCAAUCCAGCGAGAAAAGAUCGAGCUUUUAUGACCGAGUUCCAAUUUUUUUUA